AUGGGGGGUUUACACUUAAUCGGUUUAGGUCUUGGAAACGAGAAAGAUAUCACCGUCAACGCGUUGGAAGCGAUUCGGGACAAAUGCGCGCACGUGUACCUGGAAAAUUACACCUCCGUUCUCGCCGCCUCUCCUUCAAAGCUGGAAGAGUUUUACGGGAAGAAAGUGACCAUUUGCGACCGCGCGUUCGUCGAAUCGAACGGCGUGGACGGGAUGUUAACUCAAGCGGAAAAAGAAGACGUGGCGUUUUUAGUCGUCGGCGACUGUUUCGCGGCGACCACGCACUCGGAUUUAGUGCUGAGAGCGCACGAGAAGAAGGUGAAAGUGAAAAUGUAUUACAACGCGUCGAUCAUGAACGCGUGCGCGGGGUCUGGAUUACAGCUGUAUAAUUUCGGGAAAACGGUUUCCUUGUGUUUCUUCACGCCAACGUGGAAACCGGAUUCGUUUUACGAUUCGAUCAAGAUGAACAAAGUAAACGGCGGUUUGCACACGCUCGUGUUGCUGGAUAUUCGGGUGAAAGAACCGACGGUGGAGGCGUUGUGCACGGGGAAGAAGAUUUACGAACCGGCGAGGUUUAUGAGCGUGAGCACAGCGGCGAGACAGAUGUUGUACGUGGAAAACGAAGUGAGGAAGGAAGGGGUGUACGACGAAGAUUCCAUCGUGGUCGCCACGGCGAGAGUCGGUCAAGAGGACGAGCGGUUCAUCAGCUGUACGCUGAAAGAGAUGUGUCGAGUGAACGCCGGAGGGCCGUUGCACUCUUUGAUUUUAGUCGGAACGGAAGUUCACGAGUUGGAGGAGAACAUGUUGAAACAUUACCGAGCGAAACCGGAGGAUUUUUAUCCGGAAGGAGAAGAGCCGGAAAGUCAAUAUUUAGAAGACGGAGUGUUGUAG
Molecule: messenger RNA, 891 nt
Organism: Bathycoccus prasinos
Lineage: Eukaryota; Viridiplantae; Chlorophyta; Mamiellophyceae; Mamiellales; Bathycoccaceae
Product: diphthine synthase
Exons: 1
Coding region: 1-891 (296 amino acids)
Biological process (GO): protein histidyl modification to diphthamide
Molecular function (GO): diphthine synthase activity
Source: RefSeq, a predicted model, not a curated record